CAGGAUCAUUGCUCUCCUCUCUCUGUCUCACGCAAACACUUCAUCAUUAGCCCGCCUUUCUAAUUAGAGGGAGCCGCGCUUCAACAAACGAUGCGUCAGCCAUCAGCAGGCGAAGGGUUAACUCGGUCAUCCUGUUGUUCUCUGUGCUCCGUCCAACCUGACCGUGUCGCUAAGGGAGAAGAGGCUGCGCUUCAGGAGGUGCAACAGAUCCCCAGCUGGGAAACGGGCUCACAUCUGGCGCGCAAGAAGAGCCCCAUUUUUAGCGCAAGCUGUGCAUGUGUAGCUCAUCUGAGCUGGAUCAGCUUUCCUGUCUGAGUGGAGAGCAGGAAAGUUGACAGGGAUUAGAGCUGGAGGUCGUAUUAGGUCUAAAAAGGAUAGAUUGGGUUUGGAUAGGGAGCGUUUGCCGUGCGCAAUAAGCCAACUGUAUGUUAAUAAACCAUAAUAAUGACCAUAUGGAAAAGGUCAGUUGGAAACAUCUGAACCAACACAGUGAGAUCUCCUACGGGUGGUUUCCUUCACUUUCAUGUUGUCUGAUUUUUUUUCUGCCUGCAUAAACCCAUGGGUCAGCACCAGGACUGAGCUCUGACUCUGAAGUGAGGACGCACCUUCUCUCAACAUUGUGAUAGUUCCUCUCCUCAAGCGGACAGCAGCGGGAAGCGGGAGCGACAAGCUUCUAAAUGAUCAGCUCGGUGUGCGUUUCGUCUUACCGAGGGCGCAAGUCAGGAAACAAACCCCCGUCUAAAUCAUGUCUGAAGGAGGAGAUGGCCAGAGGCGAGGACUCGGAAAAAAUCAUCAUUAACGUCGGCGGCACCCGGCAUGAGACCUACAAGAGCACCCUCCGGACCCUACCGGGGACGCGUCUGGCCUGGCUAGCCGAGUCGGACUCUCAGGGCUGCAGCUCCGAAUCGGACGCCGAGCCCCCGAUCGCCUCCGAGUUCUUCUUCGACAGACACCCGGGCAUCUUCGCCUAUGUGCUCAACUACUACCGGACCGGGAAGCUGCACUGUCCUGCGGACGUGUGCGGCCCGUUCUUCGAGGAGGAGCUGGCCUUCUGGGGCAUUGAUGACAGCGACGUGGAACCGUGCUGCUGGAUGACCUACCGGCAGCACCGGGAGGCGGAGGAGGCCCUGGAGAUAUUCGAGCCGCCCGACGCGGAGGACACAGACGAUGACAGAGGCACGCCGGUUCGGUUCGGCAUUGAGGACUGCAACGACAGGUCCAGGGGUUGCUGGGAAGUUUGGCGGCCCAAAUUGUGGGCCUUGUUUGACGACCCCUACUCAUCCAAAGCAGCCAGGGGAGUGGCGAUCAUCUCUCUCUUCUUCAUCCUGGUGUCCAUCACCACCUUCUGCUUGGAGACCCAUCAAGCCUUCGAUGUAGAAGAAAACAUCACAGAGCAAGUUCCCUUCGGAAACAUCACAAAAAAUGAGUUUAGGACUGAGAUUGUCACCAACCCAAAACUCAUCAUGGUGGAGGGAAUAUGUGUGGUGUGGUUCACCUUUGAAUUCCUGGUUCGAAUUAUCUGCUGCCCAAACAAACUGGCCUUCAUCAAAAACACACUCAACAUCAUUGACUUUGUGGCCAUUCUGCCAUUCUACCUUGAGAUGAGUUUGAGAGGUUUGUCGUCCAAAGCGGCCAGCAACGUGCUUGGUUUCCUCCGCGUGGUGCGCUUUGUGAGGAUCUUGCGAAUCUUCAAGCUCACACGUCACUUUGUAGGCCUGCGUGUCCUGGGUCACACGCUGAGGGCCAGUGUCAAUGAAUUCCUCCUGCUCGUUAUUUUCUUGGCGCUGGGAGUGCUCAUCUUUGCCACCAUGAUCUACUACGCCGAGCGCAUCGGAGUGACCUACAACCCAGAGAUUAAGAACCACUUCAGAAACAUCCCUAUCAGCUUCUGGUGGGCAGUGGUCACAAUGACGACACUGGGCUAUGGGGACAUGUAUCCCCAGACCUGGCUGGGUAUGAUGGUGGGGGCGUUGUGUGCGCUGGCUGGCGUGCUGACCAUCGCUAUGCCUGUCCCUGUAAUCGUCAACAACUUUGGCAUGUAUUACUCGCUGGCUAUGGCGAAGCAGAAGCUGCCAAAAAAGAAGAAGAGGCACACCCAAAACCCAGACGCACCGACCGACUCGGCCUCGUUUGUGAAAUCAGAAACAAACUCACACAUAGACAGCACUCAGAGCGACACGUGUCCGCUGGCAGCUGAGGAGAGCAGCAGCAGGAAUCGCUCAGACUCCAAACAGAAUGGGGAUGCGAAUGUGGCCCUUUCAGAUGAGGAAGGCUGCAGUCUGACCCAGCCGCUGUCCCCCAGUGAAAAAUGGUCCCUGCGCUGCUCCAGAGGACGAAGCAAGAAUAAGGAGGGCACCUGCUUCCUCCAAACAUCUGGAGAUCCCAACAUCCAUGUUGAAGGCUUUAAAGAUAUUCUCACUACAACUGGGAACUACACUCAGCCGGAGGUCACCACUCUGACCUGAUGAGUUGCUUUGAAUAAGGAGGAGGAAAUGUGGAGUCUGCUGUGGUGUUCGUUGGAUACCUGCUGUUCAAAUAAACUGCAGAGCCAGUAAUUGUUCUUCAAAAUCAAUAUUUUUUUGUUUCAUCAUAUAUUGCAAACCCUGUAACCUAUCUGAUCAACAGUAGAUAUAUAUUGGAACAUAUUUGCGAAGCACUUUGCAUGUAUUGCAUGAUCUAACAUUGUACUAGAGAUGUACCAGUAUACACUUACACUGUACUGGAUAAUAUACCUCCUUACAAAAGGCCCUGAAGCCAUUAUCUCUCCAUCUUGUUAUGUGAUGUAGGGGUAACAGAAGCUUGGAGACAUUUUUCCCUCCAAACGAAAUUGUUUUAUUUAGCUUUUUCAGCUCAAAGUAGUAAAAUCCUAAGUUUUACUAUCCCAAAUCAAAAAAAUAUUUUACCUCCAGCGCAGAGGCAUAAAAUAUAAAAUCACAGCUGAUUAAAGAAAAAGAUAAGUAUAAAGAUUUAGAGAGCACCAAUAGCUAUAUUAACAUUUUAUAGUCAGAUUCAGAUUCUAAAAUGUGAGAUUAUACUCUUAAAUUGAACUUUUAGAAUCUUGUGGUCUAAAUUAUGGUCUCCUGAUGGGACAAAUAUUUUAGGGUUUAAACACAGAUUUUGUUUGAAAAAAAUUACAUUCAAAACAUAAACUGUUCUUACAGUGAGUCCUAUUUUUCCAGGUAUGUGAGAAGUAGUUAAAGCUUUUUUAAACUUAAAUAGUCACUGGAAAUACAGCCUAUACAGCAAUAGGUGCACACACACCUGUCAUGAGGAUAUCAUGUCGUUUUUAUUUUGGACUUUUAAUGAUUUAUUUGAAUUGUUCAUUUUUCCCGUUAGAAUGAUGAUACAGCAUACAACUACAGGACGUUUUAACAAGAAUUAAGUGCACAACUAUACAUUUAUUGCAGAUUUUCUAUAAUCCAAAUGGGUCAAAAUAAUACAAACAUCUCAAAUAUAUAUGUACAACCCAACUAAUAUUUGGUUAAAUGUCUUUUAGCACAUUGCAGAGAAAACCCACCAUUUUGUAGCCAUCAAGAAGCUACCUCUGGCUGGAGAUCUGACCAGUCUUUGUGGAGUUAAUUUAAACGGGCUGCUUUCUGGUACAGAAGUGGCUUUUAAGUGAGUCAACAAAUGUUUUACUGGCUUGAAGUUGAGCUUUGGUUGAGCAAUUUACUGUACUGGAAAUUUCUGGAACGCCAGUGGCAUGGACUGGGAAUGUGACAACCAAGAAAGAAGCACUUGUCAAAAACACCUUCUAGCUUAACUGAAAUUUGUCGGUAAUUUGCUGCCAAAGUUUUUGGUCAGAAGAGACAAAUUUUAAACUCUUUGGCCACAAUGACAAGAUGAAUGUUUAGAUAGGUCAAGGUGAGGCUUUCAAACUUAAAUGCUCUGUACCAACUGUCAAACUGGGUGGUGGCAGCCUCUUUAACUUCUGGAAUGGUCAUGAUGCCAAAAUAAUGAAACAAUUUGUUCAUCAUAUUUAAAGGCUGGGUCCAUGUCAGGACACCAAUCAAAAUACAUUUCUGAUAAGAAGAGAGGUCAAAUACCCAGUCAAAAUUAUGUCUGAAGCCUGUCGAUGUCUAAUAAUAGUGUGUGUGUGUGCUAUUGGUUAUUGAACCAAAUAGUAGUGGGGGUUCAUGUCUAUAUUGGAGCAUGUUUGUAUAAUUUGGACUAUUUUUGAUGUGGAGAAAAUCCACACUAAUUUCUUACUCAGUUAUUAUUUAUUAAUCAUUGGAGUUGUGUGUUGUCCUACCAUUCCACAGUUCAAAUAAAUAAAUUAAAGCCUAAAACAGAAAGACAUGCAUGCUGGACAGAACUGUAGGUGUUGUUAAGACACCUUUAAGCAUAGAUUAUCGUAUUUUCCACCGCCUUCUGCUGUGUCACUGCCUUCUAACACAGGAAAACAUGUAGAUAUGUUUGUCUAGAACACCACAGAAAGAAGCAACAUGUUACUUGUAAAUGCUUGUAAAAUAAGACAGUUUGACAGAAGCUGGAGAAAAAAAAUCAGUGGAACAGUAUUGUAUGUUAUUAUAUUAGCUCAGUGCAGCUAAUGCAUCAUUACUGGGUGACUUUGGACCAAAAUGCACUCUAUUAGAUUACUUGGUAGUUUUUCAGUACAUGCUGGUAAAAAUGCAUACAGUACAAUGCCAUCAGUUCCGCUUGUGCCUCAUGGUUAGUAAUAGAGUUUAGAUGUCUGUAAUGUAAUCAGCUUGUUUCUUGCUGCAUUAAAAUCCAGAAGCAGCAGGAAAACUGUUUCUUUACCUGUGUUUAUAAUGUAUUCCUCAUGCUCUACCAUAGUGGCCUUAUGUUUAAUAAAGCAAAAGGGAAAUAAUUUAUGUCUUUAAACUAUUUCUACACUGAAGCUGAUGUCUGUAAUGUAUAAGCUGUAACUAUGUAGCACAGUACCAUAUGAUAGAUGAUUAUCUGUAAAGUAUGUUUAUGCAUCAUGAAAUAGCUGUUAACCAACAAUGAGAGAUUAUUAUUUUGAAUAUUCACCUUUUGAACCUUAUUUUCUGUAGUUCCUGUUGUAUGUAUUUGACGGUAUCAGACAAGCACACAGCACAUCUAGUUAUGUUUGGCCUGUAUGGAUAUAUAAACUAUAUAAAGGUAGCUGUGGUGAAUUUAAACCCAGUUUAACAAUCAGAGGCAAAUGUGGGAGGGAGUGUGUGAUGUUAUACCUCAAAGGCAUGUGUUUCUAUGCAGAAAUUCAAAUAAAACCCAUUUCCUUCACCGGUGUUGAAGAUA
Molecule: messenger RNA, 5244 nt
Organism: Girardinichthys multiradiatus
Lineage: Eukaryota; Metazoa; Chordata; Actinopteri; Cyprinodontiformes; Goodeidae
Gene: kcnc4
Product: potassium voltage-gated channel, Shaw-related subfamily, member 4
Exons: 4
Coding region: 678-2465 (595 amino acids)
Biological process (GO): protein homooligomerization; potassium ion transmembrane transport
Cellular component (GO): voltage-gated potassium channel complex; axon; neuronal cell body membrane
Molecular function (GO): delayed rectifier potassium channel activity; protein binding
Source: RefSeq, a predicted model, not a curated record